AUGGCCAACACUCCUCACGGUGGUGUCCUUAAGGACCUUCUUGCCCGCGAUGCUCCCCGCCAGGACCAGCUCGCCGCCGAGGCCGAGACCCUCCCCGCGGUGGUCUUGACCGAGCGCCAGCUGUGCGAUCUCGAGCUGAUCAUGAACGGUGGCUUCUCGCCGCUGGAGGGCUUCAUGAACCAGGCCGACUAUGACCGCGUCUGCCAGGACUGCCGCCUCGUCGACGGCAAUGUCUUCUCCAUGCCCAUCACCCUGGACGUCAGCCAGCAGACCAUCGACGAGGGCAAGCUCAAGGCUGGCUCUCGCAUCACUCUGCGCGACUUCCGUGACGACCGCAACCUGGCCAUCCUGACCAUUGACGACAUCUACCGCCCGGACAAGGAGAAGGAAGGUCAGCUCGUCUUCGGCGGUGACCCGGAGCACCCCGCCAUCAAGUUCCUGAACGAGUCCGUCUCCGAGUUCUACGUUGGUGGUAAGAUUGAGGCUGUCAACAAGCUGAACCACUACGACUAUGUCGCUCUGCGCUACACCCCCGCGGAGCUGCGCAUCCACUUCGACAAGCUGGGCUGGUCCCGCGUUGUCGCUUUCCAGACCCGUAACCCGAUGCACCGCGCUCACCGUGAGCUGACUGUGCGCGCGGCCCGCUCUCGCCAGGCCAACGUCCUGAUCCACCCCGUCGUCGGUCUCACCAAGCCCGGUGACAUUGACCACUUCACCCGUGUGCGCGCCUACGAGGCCCUGCUGCCCCGCUACCCCAACGGCAUGGCCGUCCUGGGUCUGCUCGGUCUGGCCAUGCGUAUGGGUGGUCCCCGCGAGGCCAUCUGGCACGCCAUCAUCCGCAAGAACCACGGUGCCACCCACUUCAUCGUCGGUCGUGACCACGCCGGUCCCGGUUCGAACUCCGCGGGCAAGGACUUCUACGGUCCCUACGACGCCCAGCACGCCGUCGAGAAGUACAAGGACGAGCUGGGCAUCGAGGUCGUCGAGUUCCAGAUGGUCACCUACCUGCCCGACACCGACGAGUACCGCCCCGUCGACCAGGUUCCCCAGGGCGUCAAGACCCUCAACAUCUCUGGCACCGAGCUCCGCCGCCGCCUGCGCUCCGGCGCCCACAUCCCCGAGUGGUUCUCCUACCCGGAGGUGGUCAAGAUCCUGCGCGAAUCCAACCCCCCGCGCGCCACCCAGGGCUUCACGAUCUUCCUGACGGGCUACAUGAACUCGGGCAAGGACGCCAUCGCCCGCGCUCUGCAGGUGACUCUGAACCAGCAAGGCGGCCGCUCCGUCUCGCUGCUGCUGGGUGAUACCGUGCGCCACGAGCUGUCGUCCGAGCUGGGCUUCACCCGCGAGGACCGCCACACCAACAUCCAGCGCAUUGCCUUCGUGGCCUCUGAGCUGACCCGCUCCGGCGCCGCCGUGAUCGCCGCCCCGAUCGCCCCCUACGAGCACUCGCGGAAGUACGCUCGCGAUGCCGUCGAGAAGGCCGGCACCUUCUUCCUCGUCCACGUCGCCACCCCGCUCGAGUACUGCGAGCGCACCGACAAGCGCGGCAUCUACGCCAGCGCCCGCCGCGGCGAGAUCAAGGGCUUCACCGGUGUCGAUGACCCCUACGAGACCCCCCAGAAGGUCGAGCUCACCGUCGACCCCUCCACCCAGUCCGUGCGCAGCAUCGUUCACGAGAUCAUCCUCAUGCUCGAGAGCGCCGGCUACUUUGAGCGCAUUGCUCACGCGAGUUUCGUACCCCGUAUCUAUCGCGGUCUUGAUCACGUGAGGCACGAUCUCCAUCCAAAUUCAACAUCACCGUUUCGGUCAACCGUCUCAACGACAUCGCACACCCACCAUGCUACCCCCAAGGAGCGCCAUCGGUCGAAUACCGCAUCGCAUUCGGCCGGUGCAUCCCCCCGGAUCCCCGGUCCACAUAUUCACCUGCGCCCAUUCACAAAUCGCACCCGUCUUCUUCUCCUCUCCCCCGUGCCAGGCCGUCCUCAACUUCCCUUCCUCUCGCCGCUAGCACCGACACGCCCUCUCCCCCCUCUAUCCAUCCACCUACGCCAGCACUUUGCCCGACUCAUCUCCACCGAAAGCCGCAACCACUACAAACGCCGACUGGCGCGCGGCCUCAAGAUCGGCCUCAGCUUCUAUGCCAUCCUGGUGCUGUUCCAAGUGAUCAAGGUUGGCAUGUACCAGGAAGAAAUCGAGCACAAGUGGCCUACGCCUCCAGAAUGGACCUGGAAAUCGCGCUGGUGUUUGCGCUCUGCACAGGCAUUCCAGCACCCCGAACAAAUCGGCAAGCUGAUGACCAAUUGGCCCAUGGUUACCGGGUUCUUGCGCGAGCUGCUGGAGCGAUUGGAGAAUGUGGAGGGCGAAGGCAAGGGCAUUGUUGAACAGGAUGAGGGCGGGUUCCUUGUCGAGGGCCUCGGUCGCACUGGGUUUGAUAUCUCGGCCAAAAGUGAGCCCUGGCGGAGAGGGUACUUUCAGGCUCUUCUGGGCGCAGCAAAGGCUGCGGAGAACCUGGAGGGUUGGUUGACGGAUCGCAAGCAGAAAAUCUCUGCGCCGGCCGAGUAUGUGGUCGGGCCGUCGAACCCGCGCCCCAAGCCUAUGCCUACUGGGCAGAAGAAGGUGCCGCAGGAAGAGAACUGUGAGGCCGCGUCGCCUUCGCCGGAGACAUUUUAUAUGAAGAUCUUGACGACACGGGGAUUUAAUACGGGACAGAAACUGGAGGCCGCACUGGCUUAUGCGGACUGGCUUGAUUACAAGGGACUGGGCCGUACUGCAGGAGACAUGUACGCCUGGGCCUUGGAUAUCGCUGUCGAGGGACUACCUGGUGAUGCCAGCAAGGUAGUAGAUCUCAAGACGGGAGUACUCAAAAACACUGGCUCUGACUUGCCAUCUGAAAACAUACUACGUGUGUCCACGGCUCUCGCUGUCCACAAUGCUCGCCAGGGCGAUCUCCCAACUGCUUUAUCCCUCUUCACAUCCGUCCUGAAGGCCCGUCGGAGUCUUCCUCUCUCGCCAGAAUCUACGCGGUCGCCUGUCCUCGCCCCUCUCUCUAACAGAUCAAACGACAUCUUUGCCUCAUUCUUCCACUCCAUCAAAAACAUGCUCGUCCCCGUGGACUAUCCAGCCGCCCCUCCAUCUGGCGAUGACCCUCCCCUCCGCACAUCCGCCUCUGCCUGUGAAGAAGCAGGAUUGAUGACCUACAUUGGCGAGAUCCUCUACGCCUCCUCAUCACAGGACACCGGUCUCGCCUGGACUCGCGACGCAGUGGAUCUGGCCGAGUCAACAAUCCUAACCCUACGCAGCUCCGAGACUGACCGCGACCCUCGCGCUCGCUGCGCGCAAUGUCUCAAGGUCGGUCUCGAAAACUGGAAGACUAUGGUGUCAACACUGGUUGCUCGCGCCAAGAAAGAUGAACAAGAAAGCAUCGCCAAGGCCCAGGGUGCAUGGUUCGGCGGCGAGAAGAGCGUGCAGACCAAGUCUCUUGAGCGAAGGAGGUGGGAGGCCGAGAAGACCCUCCUAGAAGACCGGAUAAAACGGCUGUUUCCUCUGCUUGAAGGCGAGUCGGAUCUCGAUGCCUUUGCCCCGAAUAGCUCGCUAUUUGUGUAA
Molecule: messenger RNA, 3603 nt
Organism: Penicillium riverlandense
Lineage: Eukaryota; Fungi; Ascomycota; Eurotiomycetes; Eurotiales; Aspergillaceae
Product: Sulfate adenylyltransferase
Exons: 6
Coding region: 1-3603 (1200 amino acids)
Biological process (GO): sulfur amino acid metabolic process
Cellular component (GO): cytoplasm
Molecular function (GO): ATP binding; sulfate adenylyltransferase (ATP) activity; adenylylsulfate kinase activity
Source: RefSeq, a predicted model, not a curated record